AAACCAAGGUGACAGUAAAACAAAUUUGUUUUAAAACAGAUCUUCUUCUUUAGUAUACAGAGACUACAUAAAAACCAUGGAAUACCAGAAUUACCUCCGCAAGGUUGGACAUGAAGGCUUCCAAAUCAUAGACGCCUGCCAACAUCAGAUGCAAAGCUGCAAGUAUGUUUAUCCCCGGCCUCAGACUUACACGGUGUUGCAGGAGCCUUUUGGCAAUUCCACAACUUAUGUUUAUCAGGUACAAGCCAAAGUUCCUGCAGGAAAGGCCCCAGUACCACCAUCAAAAGAUGUUGCUUUCAGUGGCAAUGGCAGGAACGGGGGUAUUCUUACCAGUGACCAGGCAGCUAAAGUCUAUGGUGGGUUCGUAAGUAAGGAGUACUAUUGGUAAAGUUAAAACGAUACCAAAUUACCAAUAGGAUUAUCAACUUUGUGGUACAAAAAAUAAGUACUAGCUAGUCUACUAUGAUUACUUGUAGUUUCCUAGACAUAUAGAGCAGCACUGAGAGCAACACAAUGUAUUUAUAUCUGUUACCCUUUGCAGCUUUAAAAUCAGCUCUGUUUGUAAGGUUGUGGUGCUUGAUUAAAUAUGUUAUGUCUUG
Rubroshorea leprosula is the source of this 599-nucleotide messenger RNA. NCBI's taxonomy places the organism in Eukaryota, Viridiplantae, Streptophyta, Magnoliopsida, Malvales, Dipterocarpaceae. The record is from the annotation of a GenBank genome assembly.